Molecule: messenger RNA, 5316 nt
Organism: Monomorium pharaonis (pharaoh ant)
Lineage: Eukaryota; Metazoa; Arthropoda; Insecta; Hymenoptera; Formicidae
Exons: 4
Coding region: 1792-2442 (216 amino acids)
Source: RefSeq, a predicted model, not a curated record
GAGAGAGAGAGAGAGAGAGAGAAUGCAUUAAACUAAUAGCAUCUUUUCAUAAUAUUUCCUUUUAAUAAAAAAAUAAUUAUUUAUUUAAAAUAAAUUCCGUAGGAUUAAUUUGUUUUUAAGCAGAAACUUUUUACAUCGAUUUUGGUACUUUAUUAUAUGUAUAGUUGAUGCAAAAUUAAUUUUUUACAAAAUUAGGAUUUUUUAUUGUCUUUUAAUGGGUCAUUGUAAUAAAUUGUCAUUUUGUCGAAGAGUCGGUGUUUUAUUGUUGCGAGCUGCGACGUGAAUCGUCAUUUAAAUUCCGUAAGAAUGCGAGCUUUUUAUUGCCUAUACGGCAUUCCACGGAUAAAGACGGAUGUUUAUGUCUUGUGAGAAUCUUAGGAGUUCAAGAACACCACGGUACGAUUUCGCAUUAGGAAAACGCGACGGCAGGCAAUGCCGGCAGACAUUUCCAUUACAAAGACGGCCGCUUUUGGGUGGAUCAAGCCGCAAGGAUGCCACUCGAAUAUGUAUGUGAGACACUCGUGAAAGGAGCGGCCUGACCUCGAACUCGAAAUAUAUUCGUCAAACCGCUCAUUUCGACGGCUCCCUGACAGUUCCGGAAGCUUUUUUCGCGUAUAUUUUCUCGAAUUCGAAAGAUUACAAAUAUCGAAAUAUAACGAUUGCGAUAUUCAAAUCGCAUUACGAAUAACGCUUAGACGAUAUCAAUCAUUUAUGCUUUAAAGAUUUGCGCAACAAACGGUUUAUCGUAAUUUAAAAUUACGAUAUAACAUUCUAUAUGUAUAUGUAAUAGAACGCGGAAUGAAUUUUAAUAGCGCUUUUUAUAUAUUAUAUGAGUAUUAUAUAGGUUUUGUACUCUAUUUUGUUCUUUGUAUAUAAUAAUUAAUGUAAACAGCUUUAUUUAUCGCGCAACUGUGACAAAAAAGAUUACAAGAAGAAGGGAACAGAUAUGAAUAAUAAAUCUAAACCUCAAGGCAAUUCAUGAUCAUAUAAUAUUAACACCGAAGGGACAUUGAUCGCAUUUAUGUAUUUUUAAAAAUAGAAUUUCUUGUUAUUUGAGAUCAGAGAAAGCAAUAAGAGUAAAUAAAAGAAAAUUCAAAGAAAGAUGAUAAGAUACUGAAAAAAAUGAAAAAAGCAAAAUAUAAAAUAUUAAAAGAAAAAGAACCCAGUCGAAGAAGUAUUGACAGAAAAUGGAUUAGAAAUGGAAAUAAAAAAAAAGAUUAAAUUAGAUAAUAAAAAUUAAAUAACGUAAUAUCAUAAAUUCUGAUUAAUAAUAUGAUAUGUUAUAAUUGAGAUUUGAUAGAGAUAAUAUAUAUAUGUCUUUGAUGAACAUUCUAUUCUAUAAUUACACCAAAUAAAAGAAAUUGCAGAAAUUUUAUUUUUCUUUGGAAAAGCAAUUUUACUAGACGGAUGUAAUUAAGUCAUAAAAGUUAUUGGUACUUUCAACUUUAUAAUCUUAGUAUAUGAUUAAAGUUUAUAUAAUUUAAAGUUUAUGUAAUUUAAAUUAAACAGACUAACAAAAUUUUUUUUCCAGAAAUCAAGAACUAUUGAUUUGUGUUUGAUAUAAAUUUUUGUGGUAUUUUAUUAUAUACGUAUUUCAAUAACUUUUUUUAACUGCGAAUACUUUUUAUUGUUUCUUUGGUAUAGUUUGGAUGUUCGACUUUCCUCUAAUUUCUGAGUAUUAAAGUUUGAUAUAAUUUAGUUUUGCUUUAUUCCAUACGCAUAAAAUCCCACGUAAUAAAAAUACAUUACAUGUUAUUUUCUGAAACUAAUUAAGUGUCAUAUCAUUGAAGUAUGCCAUCGCAACUGCUUUUGAAGUUUCAAGUAACCCUUGUGCGAAAUCCUAGCCUGACAAUCGAAAGAACAAUGAUAACCUUGAAAAAUAAACAAUUUCCGGAAAUUAACGAAUUAUUCGUGAAAAUUGAGGCGUUAUGUCACAAACAACCAUUUAGGAUUUAUUGGCGAGUUUCUGAACAAGAAUAUAUGCCCAUUUAUAAUUUUAUAAGUCUAAAGGGAGGACUUAAUCUGAUGUAUACACCGGGAAUUUACGUGGUAAUGGAUGAACCCGUGGAAGUUGUACAAUACAAAGGUCAACUCCUUGUUCAGCAAAACCAUGACUCUCGAAACGGUAACAAAAUCGAUGCCAGUUACGAUCUCGAGAUCCUUCUGCACAGUCUUAAUACUUCAAUGUACAAGAUGAACGAUAUUGAAGUGUUGCAGCGAGCUCUUUUGAGAAUUCAACUGUCUGAUGAUCCUCGAGUUACGUUCAAUCAUUUUGUUGCCAAGACAUCGAUUCCAUAUACAUGCGAAUGGAAAGAAGUUGAUAGGCAAUUAGAAAUUCUUAUGAAAGGUGAACUUAAUAAGAACUUAAUGAACUUAAUAAGCAACGCUCGAAAAGAUUUAUUUAUUUAUUUUUUGCGCAUGAUUUUUUUCUAUUGGAGAUGAAGUUAUGAAAUUAUAAAUGAAACACUUAGUCAUGAGAUUUUUUUUACACAAAAAAAAUCGACGAUACUUUAACGAGUAAGCAGGCGUGAUAUAUUAGAUCGUGACAACUUUUUAAAAGAUGAGUUGCGAUUAUAAAAGUAGAGGAAAGCUUUCAAGCGAAUCAGUUGCCGUAUCGCAAAGUACGGACGAGAGAACAGAAUGAGAAGAUUGUAACUUUGUCGUUCACGUUUAUUUCUACAUGACACAGUUUCGACCAUUAUGCCGCUGCACAUCCGUUGCAGAGAUAGAACAACCGGAUAAAAUUUAUUCUAUUUCACGAUAAGUUCCUUCGUUAUUACAUUUACGUUUGUCUCUAUGUAGCUUGCCACUUCGCGUAGUAUUGUCGCGAAGCGUCCGUGUUUAUUGAGAAGCGCAACAAGGAUCGGGAGAACUCGGUCCCUAUCGAUCUCCUAGCUCGAUGCACAGCUUAUUGAAUCUGCGACACAGUCAGUUACUUGUUCGAUUUCACGUAAAAAGACGAAUCAUCGAAUUUCGGCUUUGACUGAUCGAAAGUACUAGUUUCAGGGAGUUUAGCGUGCAAAUGACAAAGUUCUAUAAACUCGAGAAACGUGUAAUAUGUAUAGCGUACGGGGGUUAAAUUCAAUCAUUUGUAUUUUCAUGAAGGAAGUUAAAUGGACCUCUCUUUAUUUUGCAAGACUAGCUCGUUUCCCUGGGAACGGUAACCUGAAAUUUAUUCUUCGAGCGUGGACUAGCCUGGCUGUUAUUCCGUAGAAAACUCUCUUCUAGAGGAAGAGAGAGAAGACUAUAAAGUUGAAAAAUGAAUCGUGUUCGCUUGCCUAACUUUACGCACGUGUGCGCAUUGUUUUAUCCCGCUUCCAGCUUUGUUGAAAUAUAAAAUAAUGGAACGUUGUUCUCUUGGGAAUUCUCUUUGUUGAUUAACAAGUUUGAUUCUUGAUUGGCCGCGGUGAGUAGAAAUUCAGUUUAAUUAACUGCCGGUAGAGUUAUUUGUAGAGUCAAGUUACCGAAUAAAACUGGUAGAUGUUAGGAAAUUUCAGAGUAAUUGGUUGAUCAAGCAAAUGAAGAAAAUACACAUGCUGCUCGGGAAUGAGUGUUUUUACGAACGAGUCGAUCUCUGGAGCUCUGUUUACUUGUUUAAUUGUAUUUGCUUAAUAAUUUGUUACGUCACAUCCUCGUAAAUGUAAGCAAAUUGUCUCUCGGUGAAGUAAUAAAAUUUAUAUUUCUUAUUUUAUGAAACGUUUAUUGUGCAUUUCUAUGACAGCUAUGACAGCAUUUUGUAAUUAAUUACAAUUCAUUAGGGAACAAUAUUAAUUGAGUUGUGCAACACCAAAGAUUACGCUAAUUAAUUGGAACAAAAUUAUAAAUGUCAUUCUUCCAAAAAAGGACAUAUAUGUCAGCAUAAAUUCAAAUUAAUUAAUAUUCGUUUGAGUAAAUUAAAAUCAUUCGCUUUAGAAAUAUCGAAACGCAAAUUGCUUUACUAAGAAGAUUAUAUUUUAAUCAAUAAUGUAUAAUCAAUAAGGUAUGAUAUUUUCUCUCUCCGUCUCCUCUCUUUCUCUCGUCGUGUAAGUGCAUCGAUUUCAAUCAUACUUUCUACCAAGUUGUAAUCAUAACAUUCGCUGAAAGCAAUUUAAGUUCCAAAGAAAAGCAAAAGGAAAGAUCCACUGAGUGCAAUUAGACAAUUCUUUUCCUCGGGUAUGUACAUUGAUGGUUGGUAGUUUAAUUAACGAGUCUGUCUGCGGAGGUAUAAUUAAUUUCUACGAUUCCUCGCAAGAUUUGUACGCCUUUGGCGUUUAUUCAAGACGUAAAGGUGCGAGAGGACGAAUCCCUAAACGGUCGAGAGGAAAGUAGCUCAAAUGGUGGACAUAUUCAGCAUCGCCGUUGGGUGGAAAUUGCUUUUCCUGCUCGCUGUACGACAAUUCGUGCUCGCGUAUGCGUCACGCACAUACACAAACGCUCAGGUCCUGAUAUUUUCAGUAUACGCGAUAUCGCCCAGCGUGCAAAUAGAAUCCGCAAAUCCUUUCCUUCUCUUUUCGUUGCCCGCUGGGUAUAUAUAUGUACAUGUCGCAUUUACUACUCCUUGCUCCUAUUAUUUCUCUCUCCGUGAUUGUGUUUCCUUAUGAGAAAGUACUUCUCUUUGUCUCACGUCAUCGCAUCAUCAAUUCUCGCGGUUAGUUCUAUUAUGCGAUUUUUUUUUUUAAUAGACUCCAUUGCACCGUUUAUAAUCUUUUUUUCAUUUUUUUCAGGAUGGAAAUAUUAUUCUUCGACAAAAUAUUUAAGUUUGACACUUGUAAUUUAAAAAAUUAUGGCAAAGUUUAUAAAAAACAUAAAUAUAAAGAUUACAUGAAAUAAGAUGGAAAUUUUUCUGAAUAUAUUUGCUUUUAUAUCGUACAAACAUUUAUGUCAUACAGUGUGCAUUAUGAAAAAUUUUUGCAUUGUACAGGAGAAUACUAAAAAUAUACUUCAUAUAUUCCUGCCCGGUUUUUGAAAAGCAUUGUUGGCAAAAUAAUUAAACGGGGAUUUUGGGAAUAAAAUCUGCAAAUACUUAAAUUUCUGCAAUUCUUUCUUCUGUCGGUCAUCGUCACAUAAUCUUUUUUUCUUUUCAUCUAUCUACUAUCUCCGUUUUCCAUCCUCUUCGCAGCGACGAAAAUCUCUCUUGGUAAAUUGAAUGGCUUUGCGCGCACAGGAUGGAAGCACCUAAUAAGGUCGUGCCGGCUUAUUGAAAGUUGGAUUUCCGCACGUCUCCUCAAUGUGAGGGCCAGACUGAACCUAACAACGAAAGAUCCCUACGCGAAAGAAGUCAGAAAUCACAUUUAGCAGUAGAAGAGUUUAUUAAGUCGCUCAAUAAAAUAUGAAAAA